Messenger RNA from Centropristis striata (black sea bass), 7990 nucleotides. Its product is annotated as chromatin remodeling regulator CECR2. The transcript is spliced from 19 exons. Gene Ontology annotation, cellular component: CERF complex. Gene Ontology annotation, molecular function: protein binding. The record is from RefSeq and is a predicted model, not a curated record. NCBI's taxonomy places the organism in Eukaryota, Metazoa, Chordata, Actinopteri, Perciformes, Serranidae. The coding region runs from base 185 to 5092 and encodes 1635 amino acids. Gene Ontology annotation, biological process: chromatin remodeling.
GCUCCGGUGAGACUCUGAUUGAAACAGAUUGUAGCGCUCCGCGGGAUCGCAAUGGCAACUGUCCGUACAGGACGACAGCAGCAACUUUUGUCGUGUUUGUAAUGUUACAGAGACAUUAUAAGUCGCUGAAGAAACUACUUUCUAAUGUGAGAAACAAACGAUACACAAUUUUUCAAGUCCGAAAAUGUCCCAGGGAUGUACAGUUUCUGUGGAAGAGAUCCAGUGUUGGUGGGAAGUCCCCGCCAUAGCCCACUUCUGCUCGCUGUUCAGGACAGCGUUCAACCUUCCAGACUUUGAAAUAGAGGAGCUAGAGAAAGCUCUGUCAGAGCAAGACUUGGACUUCCUCGGGGACCUUAUUGCAUGUCUGUUGCAGGGAUGCUAUCAGCGUACUGACAUCACUCCCCAGGCAUUUAGCAGUUACCUGGACGACAUCAUCAGCUACCGGUGGGAGCUGGAAGAAGGGAAGCCCAACCCACUCCGCGAAGGCCCCUUUGAGAAUCUCCCUACUCGCACUCAGGUGGAACUGCUGCACCGGCUGUGCGACUACCGUCUGGAUGCUGCUGAUGUCUUUGACCUGCUCAAGGGUCUGGAAGCAGACAGUCUGAGAGUGGAACCACUGGGGCAGGAUGGAAAUGGAGCCCUCUACUGGUACUUUUAUGGCACUCGUAUGUACAAAGAAGAGCCGGUCAAGAGGAAAGCAGAGAGGAUUAGUGAAUCCUCUGAACUGACAUUACCAGAGAAAAAGAAAAGGGGAAGACCACCAAAGAAGAAAAGACUAGAAGACGCUCAGCUAAGUGAGGCGGAAAGUGAAGUGUCAGAAACAAAGACAGAAAAUGAGCUGGAAGAUCUCCGCCAUUGCACAGGCCGUAAGCGAGGCGCUUGGUCCCUGGUGUGUGAUACGGAGGAACAAUGGGUCAGUCUGGCAGAAAGCAUCAAGGACAAAACCUCCCCACAGGACCGCCACCUCUACCGUGUCAUCAGCCAGAACUUCCUGCCUGAGAUCAGCAGCAUGAUCGAGCACAAGGAGCGGGAGCAGAAACAGAAGCUACUGGACCCAACCCCAGUUCGCAUAUCUCAACGGUUCUCUGAAAAACAUGUUAACCAAGAAGAGGAGGAUAAUCUGAAGGCCACAACAGAGGAGGAGGAGAAGAAGAAAGAUGAAGAGCUGGACAGGCAAGUCCUGCUGGCCGAGCAGCGACGAGAAGAGGAAAGGCUUCAGCAGGAGGAACAACAGAGAGAAAAGAUGGAGAAGAUCAAAGCCGUGGAGGAGCGAGCGAAGAGGCGGAAGAUGCGAGAGGAAAAGGCGUGGUUACUGUCUCAAGGAAAAGACCUGCCGCCUGAACUCAUGAAUCUAGAGCCUUCUUCUCCUGUCCACAGAACACGCAGGAAUAAGACAUUCUAUGAAAUUGAUGACGACUACACUGCUCUAUACAAAGUGCUUGAGGUGUUGAAAGCCCAUAAAGAUGCUUGGCCUUUCUUGGAACCUGUGGAUGACUCGUAUGCCCCCAAUUACCACGAGAUCAUCCAGACUCCCAUGGACCUGUCCACCAUUGAAAAGAAACUCAAUGAUGGGGAGUACGUCGCUAAGGAGGAGUUUGUUGCCGACGUGAAGCUCAUGUUUGAGAACUGCAUUGAGUACAACGGCGACGACAGUGAGUACACUAUCAUGGCGGAGUCUCUGGAACGGUGUUUUAGCCGGGCCAUUAUAAAACACUUUCCAACAGAGGACGGCGACACAGAUGAGGAAUUCCACAUCAGCAGCGAAGACAAGGAGCGCAAGGACAAAAAACGCAAUCGAGGCAGCAGCAAACAUCUGGGACCCGAAAGUCUGAUCAAGGCCACUGAGCAGGUCCAGCGUAAGAGAAACUUCCAAGGGGGCAAAGGCAGCACGCUCACAGAGGAAGAGGACAGCAAAGCAAAACGACCUCCUCAUCAUUGGGCCAACGGACCCCCUCACCCCCACAGCCUGCCCCCCAGCCAGCAGCACAUACAUGGAGGAGACAUCCGGGGCAUGUACCACCCGGGGCAACAGCUCCAUCAUCCUCAUGGUCCACACAUGUAUGGCCAAAGAAUGGCCAUGGAUCCCCGCUUCUCCUACCCAGCUCACAUUCCCAGGCAUGGAGACCCCAGUAUGAACCGCCUGCCCCACAACUUUAACAUGCAGCAUCGCAUGGUUGAAGGACAUCACAUGGGACCCAGGUAUCCAAUGGUCCCAGACCCGAACCAGCAGCAGCCCCCGCACCAGCAGCAGCACCCCUACAUGGGUCCGACUCAUGGCCCGUCUCUGGGUCCACGUCCAGUUGGGCUCCAGCCUGGGCCUCCUCCUGAAGCCAGCAUGUAUCCAUCCCACCACCGUCCAGAGGGCCACUCCAUGCACCCCAUGGCCAACAGAUUCCCAGGGCCAGAAGGACCACCCCAGAACAACUACCCAGGCUUGAGGCCUCCCAGUAUGGGCCUAUCCAACAUGUGGACUGGUAUGAAUCACCAGGAGAGACCCAAUGGGAUGCGCAUGCAAGAUCCCAACAUAGUGAACCAGCGCACCUUUAUGUACGGUGGAGUCCCUCCCCCAGUGGGGCAUAAACCUUGGCCAGAAGCUGCUGGAUACCCCCACCCUCCUCCCAAUGCCCAGUAUCAAAUGUCUGCAGCGGUCAACUCCCCGGGGCCGAUGUCCACACGCCCCCCUGUUCCACAGCCAGACUCCUCUGGCAGGGCACGCUUGGCUUCCAUGCUGGAAAGCCCUGAGAUGCUGGCCCUGCAGCAGCUGUCAGCCUCUUCUGGACCCCCUGCUGGUGCCCCUCAUCAGCAAAUGGGCAACUUUCAGCAGCCUGGGCCCCCAUCAGGAAUUGGCAGCAUCCCAGCCCACCCCUCUCAGCAGCCUCCCCCUGCCCCUGAGGUUCAGCUGCUGCGUCCUGCUAGAGACAAUGGGCCAGACAGCCAGCCUUCCCAACAGACAAACAUGCAGCCCAAAGACUCGACAUCAGAGAACAAAAUGGCUGCCAACAUUUCCAAUGAAGCUUCAUCACAAAAAACUGUUUCAGUUCACCAGGAGCACCUGUCCAUCAAUAGCCCCAUAGAACACCACACAGAGGGGAUGCAGGAUCCCACAGCUUCUAACUCGGGCAGAUCACAGGAGCCUCCGUCUGGUCCAGGGCUCUCUCAGAGCUCAACAGAGAGCCAGAGGCAGGAGGGAGAUGGCCAGAGACAAUUUGACAGCCACUGUCCCACUCAACACAUUACUGCCCCUCCUGUUUCAUCCCAUAUCAACACCAGUAACGACGCCUCCACUGAUCCCACUCACCCCGACCACCCUCAGCAUUCACAGAACAGUCCACAGCAAAAAGCUGAGAGUCCUGCACUUCUUCACAAGAACGUACCGCCGCUGCAUGUUGCAGCUUCUCAAAAUCCCACUCUGCAAACAUCAGAGAACAACUUGUCACCCAUGCAUUCUGCACAUCAGCAAAGUGAACAUCAGCACAACGUCCAAAAACAACAACAACCUCAGGCAGCCCAGACUCCCCCUCCCCAAAGCUCUCCCCAGCAGAUGAUCCAGAGCUCACAGCAACACAACCUUCUGCUCCCCCCUCAUCACGUCCCGCAGAACAUCUCGCCACAACGGCCUACACUGAGCAGCCCCAUGCACGGGAUGCCACAGAGUGCCACACAAGGAGCCCAGCCUGGACCCCCUCAGCCAGCUCCCCUCACCUCGUUGCCACCUAGUCAUCCUACCCCACUGUUGCCCUCCCAGCCGAGCCCAGCAGACCACGGAGAUCAAAGACCUAGUGAGCCUACAAGCAGACCCGACACGGACGCCACUGCCGGUCCACCACAGCACAUGAUGAAGUCUGGGCCUCCUAAUGGUAUUUAUAAACACCAGGCCUUUGGCCCCAAUCACCAUCAAACCCAGCUACAAGGUAGUAACCCAGGAAUGCCCCCUCAGAGAGGGCCAGCACCUGCUCACAAUCCAGGCAUGCCUCCUCACUCCCAAGGCCAGGUAAACGGAGCGAUGGGUCCAUAUGGAAUGGGUAACCAUCCGCAUCCACACUACAGCCAGACCAGCAUGACCAGGCCCAUGCCUCCUUCUGCUCACCACCCUUACCACAACCAGGCCGUUAACCCGCUCCACAGUCCUGCUCAGCACCCAACUUACCACCAGCAGGGAGGGACCGCCUACUCCUACCACACGCCAGGCCAGCAGCACCCUCAGGCCCACUCCAACAUGUACCCACCUCAUCAGUACCAGCAGCAACACUAUUACCCACAACCCCAUCCCCAAACUCAGGCCCAUAACCAGGCCAGCAGUAGAGGGAGUUAUCCUACAGAAGAGUGGCAGCGCUCUCAUUAUCAGUCUCGCCAACCGAUGCCUCCCAGCGCCUACCUACCUGCAGCUAGUGCUAGAGGCAACGGGCAGCUGAAGGAGAGCAGCGUGUCACCGCACGGCUCUGAGGGCUCCAGUGGCGCUAGUUUGGUCUCCCCGGGCCCUCAGGCUGAAGGAGGGCCACAUCCUGGAGGCCCAGAAGAGAGAAAAUGUGAAAGCCGGGAGCAGGCUGGUGGAGGCAGCAGCAGUGGGGGAAGUCCGGCAAAGCACGCUCAGACAGAAAGCUCCGAGCGACCUGAGAGCCCGAAAGAAAUCCUGGACCUUGACAGCCACAAUGCUGCCGCCCGGCACCGUAACGCACAGCCGCCUCAACAGCACCGCUCCACCUCCGCUGCACACAUGGUGUCUGGUUUCAUGUACGACCCGCGUGCAGUGCACCCUGGGAUGCAGCGAGGCGGCGUCCCUCCGCCCCAUAUGAUGUUUCAGGCUCGUGGAGAUGGCAACAGAGCCCCUUACCCUGGUCAGCCGUACCCAGAUCUAGGACGUUAUGCGGCCCAAAGACCUCAUCCACACCUGAUGGAGGCUCUGCAGCGGCCCCAGCAGCUGCCUUACUCACCUGGUCAGACACGCAUGGCCAUGUACAGACACCCCCGGCCUGCGGGGCACUUCCAGGGUAUGAUGAUUCAGCAGAGAGGCCUGGCACCAGAACACUUCCUCCACCCAGGGCAACAGAUGAUGGCUGCUCCAGGCGGCCCCAGCAGUAAACAAGGAGUGUGACAAGUAUCAUAUCAGGGCAUAUUAUUAUCAAAGAACAUCUGGACAAAGAAGUCAGCCUAAAGGAAGGAUGUGCAGGCAUGCUGACUCAGCUGACAUAGACUGUAGAUGGGACAUCUUUAACCGAUUUUCUUACACUGGACAAGAAGUUUUGACUCUGUUUUGUCCUCCACUGAACUUUAAGAUCCAACAAGGCAGCUGGUUUACGUAGGAUAAUAAUAUUGUGAAAUGUUACUGAGCCCUGGAGAACAGUUCCCUUUUUUCCAGCGCUUCUUCACUUGUAACUCUGUUGAACUGGCAGGGAUUCACUGAACUGCUUCCAAACAUGAGCGUUUCAACUUGGACGGUCCAGCAGAAGGGCAGCCUUUUUAACCACUAAACCAACCUUCCCAACACAGAGGUCACUGCCCUCAAGAACACUGUACAGCCCUUUCUUCUUUGAGGAAUGGAAAUAUGAAUGGCUUAAAGGCGGCUGAAUGCAGCCUGCCUGUCUUUGUUCAUUGACUGUAUCACAUGAUGGAGCUGAAAGGACUGUGAAGAUAAGAAGGACUGUUGUUUUUACUGCUAUUUUCUGUUCCAACCCUAUCUUUAAACUCAGGUGUAGAAAAGGAGGUACUAUGAGACUGUCACCCUUACCCAGUCAACUCACAGGCCCCUUGCAAUUGCCUUUGUUUCCUUUGUGAAUGUAUGAGUGAAUGUGUAGACAAGAAGGUGUGUACAGCAGACUAGCUGCAUGUGAAAGAACAAGAACACUGAUUAUUUGUCUCAAGCAUAAGCCGUCCUGAGAAAGGCCCAUUUACUGUCCAUUUCCACCCCAACUCUAACAGUGUUUCUCUACUUCUGGAGUAAACGCGCAGUAUAUGCAUCUUUCAAAGCUGCCUUCAUUGUCAAGAAUGUCUUUGACUAGCAGAGAGGGACUAGCGAAGGUGGCGCAGUUUGUACCCAACUCUCUGUUAUGCACUAUGGAAUUUGUUAGUCUAGACAUUCUGGAAUUGAGUGGCCUUGGAUAGUCUUAUUUUUAGUCAAACACAUAUAUGUAUGAAAAUAUAUCCUUACCUCUUGUCCCAGAUGGGGGAAAUUCUAAAAUGACACGUCCUGCUAGCUUUUAAAUGCACAUACACAGAAAAAAAACACAUAAAUUCCUGCUGUUUUUUCAUUGUUUUUAUCGUGGCAUUCCUCAUCCACGUGUGUACUUUGUUUAUUCAUGACUCUGCCCUUUGCAUGGUUGCUACUUUGAGUGCUUCCUCUUUCCCAUAUCAAUACUAAACGUAUCCUCAGGGUGUACAGUUUCUAUAUACGGGUAUUUUUCUGCAUUAUUUGAAGGAGGAGCAGCAUAAGGAAAAAUAGGACUGCAACUGUGGCAAAUCAAUCCACCUCUUGUGAAGAUCUUCACUUUGAAGGGUCUGUACUCAUUGUCCUUAAUGUUUGGUGUAUCACACUGCCAAUCUACUGGACUUCUUUGUAUUUGUUCAUUUAAAGUGAGAUGGAUCAAAUUUGAGUUAUUCUACAUUCCUGUGGAUCUGAUGUACCUGUGUCUGUCAUCACAAUUUAUUUGGGCUUUCUUGUGACACAUUUUUUUCACAGCAACCAUUGCUUUUUAUCAUAACUUAUGUGGUUUUGGAAGUUUUGUCCCGCACCCUACACCUCAUCACAUCCAUGUUGCACCUGUGAAUCCCACUUGUGCAGUUUAGUGAUGGCAGCAAAUGAAUCUACCUCAUCCAGCCAGUGUGUGGCAUCUACUGAGUCCCUCCACUUCCUCUCCUGCUCUACCACACUCCUGUGAGUCAACAUUUUGUGACAAGCGUAUGAAUUAAGCACCACUUUUAGUUUGUGGGCUUACAGAAGUGACAAUGAAAUAACCCUCCGUUAUUUGACCAUCUUGGUCGCAGAUCACUGCGUCAAAUUAUAAUGCUGACUCACAUUGACAGGUAAAAGAAGCAAUCCUUGAAAGUGUACACUAUCUUAUUAAUGGGACAGCACUUUCAUUAUCAUUUUUUUUUUUAAUGGAGUAUGGUGGACAAUAUAACAUCACAUGUCUGAAAUGGGACUCUGUGAAUUGGUCUUUAGUUGUACAGAUUGCAUGUCUUCCUGCCUAAAGGUUGUUGAAACUAGACAAAGUAGGCAGUUUUCGAGUCUAGGGCCUGUCAUAGACUGCAUAGAGUUUGGAGACGUUAAGGGUUUACUAUGUUCCUUAGUCAUAGGUACCUAAGGAAAUAUUUAAGGAGGGAUGAUGGAUAGAAAAGAGCUAGAUGCUGUGAGACAGUUUUAUAAAUGUGUCACAUAAGACUUGCUGUUUUGUUAAAAUAGAGGAUUGUCUCAAUAUUUAGUGGGCCUAAUAAGGCCACUUUGGAGGUAGUGUGUUCACUUGCGCUGUCUAAUGUAUGAAGGACGGCGUUUAUUUUAAAGGUCUGAGGUUGUAAUACUGUCUUAUGCUGUACAUAUGUUGUGUGUAUGUUCGUUUCUGGUGUGUAGAAUCAGCACCAGGUGAUCGGAAGUGUGCAUUCAUCUCUCACUUUUACUCUGCUGUCAUCUCCCUGCACUAGUGAAAACCAUUUAGACGUUAUUAAAUGUGAAUCAUAUUUAUUUUCUCUUUUUAAGAAUUUUUGUACAUUUUUUGUACUUGUUUUAAUAUAAAUGUGGUGUAUGUUUCUUUUUUUUUUUUUCUUGCUUGUUGUUUUUAAGCAGUUGUCUUUUACCUCAGUAGCAUGGUGGCAUCGGGAAAAAAAAGACCUGUACGUUUAAUUUUUCAGUGACGUUUACAAGUUCUUAUCUGACUGACAUAGAUUAUUUUGGAAAUGGAACGGAAUAUUUUCUAUACUGUACAUUUCUUAGAAAUAAAUCACUUUUCUCAAACAAGAGUUAUCAUUGUCAAUUUAAGAAUAAAGAAACUUUUCAUGACUA